Messenger RNA from Oryza sativa Japonica Group (Japanese rice), 1946 nucleotides. Its product is annotated as threonine synthase, chloroplastic. Gene Ontology annotation, biological process: L-cysteine biosynthetic process. Gene Ontology annotation, molecular function: threonine synthase activity; pyridoxal phosphate binding. Gene Ontology annotation, cellular component: cytoplasm. NCBI's taxonomy places the organism in Eukaryota, Viridiplantae, Streptophyta, Magnoliopsida, Poales, Poaceae. The record is from RefSeq and is a predicted model, not a curated record.
CUCACUCACUCCCUAAAACCCUCCUCCCUCCCCCAUCAUCUCCCUCCUCCCACUCGCCGCCGCCGCCGCCAACUUUCCCCACCACCACCACCCAUGGCGGCCACCACCCACGCCGCCUCCCUCUCCUUCCUCCUCUCUCACCCCCACCCCACCUCCCCCAACCCUAACCCUAACCCUAACCUCCCCCUCCGCCGCGCCCCCCACCGCGUCCGCUGCGCCACCGACGCCGCCGCCACCAGGCACCGGCGCGCGGCCGACGAGAACAUCCGGGAGGAGGCGGCGAGGCACCGCGCCCCGAACCACAACUUCUCCGCGUGGUACGCGCCCUUCCCGCCCGCCCCCAACGGCGACCCCGACGAGCGCUACUCCCUGGACGAGAUCGUCUACCGCUCCAGCUCGGGCGGCCUCCUCGACGUGCGCCACGACAUGGACGCGCUCGCCCGCUUCCCGGGCUCCUACUGGCGCGACCUCUUCGACUCCCGCGUCGGCCGCACCACCUGGCCCUUCGGCUCCGGCGUCUGGUCCAAGAAGGAGUUCGUCCUCCCCGAGAUCGACCCCGACCACAUCGUCUCCCUCUUCGAGGGCAACUCCAACCUCUUCUGGGCGGAGCGCCUCGGCCGCGACCACCUCGCCGGGAUGAACGACCUCUGGGUCAAGCACUGCGGCAUCUCCCACACCGGAUCGUUCAAGGAUCUCGGCAUGACGGUGCUCGUCAGCCAGGUGAACCGCCUCCGCCGCGCGCCGCUCUCCCGCCCCAUCGCCGGAGUCGGGUGCGCCUCCACGGGGGACACCUCCGCCGCGCUCUCGGCCUACUGCGCCGCCGCGGGGAUCCCGGCCAUUGUGUUCCUCCCCGCCAACCGCAUCUCGCUCGAGCAGCUCAUCCAGCCCAUUGCCAAUGGCGCCACCGUGCUCUCGCUCGACACGGACUUCGACGGCUGCAUGCGGCUCAUCAGGGAGGUGACUGCCGAGCUGCCGAUUUACCUUGCGAAUUCAUUGAAUUCCCUUCGGCUCGAGGGGCAGAAGACUGCUGCUAUUGAGAUUCUUCAGCAGUUCGAUUGGGAGGUGCCGGAUUGGGUCAUUGUUCCCGGAGGCAAUCUUGGGAACAUAUAUGCCUUCUACAAGGGAUUCGAGAUGUGCCGCGUCCUUGGGCUCGUCGAUCGUGUGCCGCGGCUUGUCUGCGCGCAGGCUGCCAAUGCGAACCCGCUGUACCGGUACUACAAGUCGGGGUGGACUGAGUUCACGCCGCAGGUGGCUGAGCCGACAUUUGCAUCGGCAAUUCAGAUUGGUGACCCGGUAUCUGUCGAUCGCGCGGUGGUUGCGCUCAAGGCAACUGAUGGCAUCGUCGAGGAGGCCACGGAGGAGGAACUCAUGAACGCAAUGUCGCUCGCUGAUCGCACUGGCAUGUUUGCUUGCCCGCAUACUGGGGUUGCCCUCGCAGCACUGUUCAAGCUCCGUGACCAGCGCAUCAUCGGGCCAAAUGACCGCACGGUAGUCGUCAGCACAGCUCAUGGUCUGAAGUUCUCACAGUCCAAGAUCGACUACCAUGACAGCAAGAUCGAAGACAUGGCCUGCAAGUAUGCGAAUCCCCCGGUCAGCGUGAAGGCUGACUUCGGUGCCGUCAUGGAUGUCCUCAAGAAGAGGCUCAAGGGUAAGCUCUGAAGUGUGUUUGGCUAACUCCCCUCCAAUCAAUUGCUGUAUGUCAGUUGUCUUCUGCAUCAAAUUCGAAUGCGGCGGGUGACUGUGGAGCGAUGAUUCGUCGAUUUGUAGUAGUAUUGUAGGUCCCUGAACCUUGAAGAUCGUCCAUGCUUGAGAGUAAAGAUUGAGAGGCUAUCUCUUGUACCUGUUCUGUGUUGUGUGUGGGUGGGUAAUAAGCGACUACCUUGUUGUUUGAAACUCUGAAUAAUCAGAUCAUCUAGUCCAAUUACUCCGUUCUGCUUCUGCUUGUA